CCAAUAUGCUUCGGUUUCCAUGUCUUAUAAUUAAAUAGCUGACCAAAACCUCUCUAUAAAUUCUCUUCUUCCUCCUCUAAAACCCAUCAAACCGCAGCCGCCAUGAACGCCUUCCAACCGCCGCCGCCGACGCCGGAUUACAACGGCCUGCUCGGUCCUGACGAUACAGGAGGAUUCAGAUACGGGAUUGGAGUCUCCAUCGGAGUGCUUCUCCUCAUCACAACCAUCACCCUCGCCUCUUACUUCUGCGCACGUAACCAGCACUCUUCAGAAACAGAUCAAGAUUCAACACAUGUCCAUCACCACCACCAUGUCAUCAUUGACGUUGUCCCAGGUCUGGACGAGGACACCAUUCAAAGCUACCCGAAGAUCCUCUACUCGGAAGCGAAGAGAAGCUCCACGUCGUCGUGUUGUCCCAUUUGCUUAGGAGACUACAAGGGGAAUCAUCUGCUGCGGCAACUACCAGAUUGCAAACACCUCUUCCACCUCAAAUGUAUCGACACGUGGCUUAGACUCAAUCCUACGUGUCCUGUCUGCAGGACUUCGCCGCUUCCUACUCCUCUCCCCACUCCCCUCGCCGAGAUUGUUCCCUUAGCCUCCUCCGUCGCCACCACCAGGAUGUCAUGAUUAUUUUAUUAUACUCCGAAGCCAAAAGUAGUGUUCAUGAUAUAUAUAUAUCUUCUUGAAUUUUUCUUUAUUUCCUUGUAAAGUUUUCAUUUUUGUUCACUAAUUUGAUCAUCGUAUAUAUUCUUUGAAACCAAAGAUUUGUAAAAGGAAGAAA
This is a messenger RNA of Brassica oleracea var. oleracea, 781 nucleotides long. RefSeq names its product RING-H2 finger protein ATL70. Lineage: Eukaryota; Viridiplantae; Streptophyta; Magnoliopsida; Brassicales; Brassicaceae. The transcript has a single exon. Gene Ontology annotation, molecular function: transferase activity. Bases 103 to 627 code for a protein of 174 amino acids. Gene Ontology annotation, biological process: protein ubiquitination. The record is from RefSeq and is a predicted model, not a curated record.